Messenger RNA from Oncorhynchus masou masou (cherry salmon), 11069 nucleotides. Its product is annotated as kinesin-like protein KIF26B. Gene Ontology annotation, biological process: microtubule-based movement. The record is from RefSeq and is a predicted model, not a curated record. Gene Ontology annotation, molecular function: ATP binding; microtubule binding; microtubule motor activity. Lineage: Eukaryota; Metazoa; Chordata; Actinopteri; Salmoniformes; Salmonidae.
CCGCGCUGCAGACGCGCGUACCCACUGUCUACGCUGAGCCUGUGCAGCAGCGGCUGCAUUCACUCUGUUACCGCCCUGCUUGUUGUAUUUCGUCGCUCCCAGAAAGAGAAACCCGUCUGUACCCCACUCAUACAGGCGGACCUGUUCACAUUUUCACUGUGGAUUUUAAAUCUUUACAGGAGACCGUGGAUUGGAACUAAUUAUUGCGCAUUGGAUACAUUUGAGCGGAAUCACUGUUAGGUUAUUGUUUUUCAAGGUUGGAGACAGUAUGCUAUAUUGAUAUCUAAUCUGCGUGAUAUUGGUUAAUGAUUGAGAAGCACGCGGAGGGGCGUGGAAUUCAUUGACAUCGAUUUGGUCUCCUUGUGUGUAAAACAACCGAUAUAUUUUCUCCCCACUCCUCCCUUCCCUCACCUUCAGCAUGACUUCUCUGUCUGGGACCAAAGAGAGGUCUGUGACCAGCAGGAGCAGAAAAUACGGGAUUACCGACACCUCUCCGACAAAAUCAGCCUCCUUCUCUCCGGAGACAUGGUACAGAAAGGCUUACGAAGAGUCCCGGACCAGCAGCAGACCCGCUCCAGAGGGAGUCGGCUCCAUGCCUAGCUCCACAGGCACCCCUUCCCCAGGAUCUGGCACCUCUUCCCCGGGCUCUUUCUCUGGUUCCCCCGGGACCAUAUCCCCAGGGAUCGGGACCUGUUCUCCCGGGUCUCUGGGUGGAUCGCCAGGUUUCGGUACAGGUUCGCCCGGCUCUGGCAGCGGGAGUUCCCCUGGUUCUGAGAGAGAGAGGGGGAUAUGGUGUGAGAACUGCAACGCCCGGCUGACAGAGCUGAAGAGGCAGGCGCUGAAGCUGCUGAUUCCUGGCCCCUACUCCAGCAAGGAUCCCUCCUUCUCCCUCCUCCUCCACGACAAGCUCCAGGUGCCCAACAGCUCGCGGCGGGCGUGGAACGAGCGUGACAGUCGCUGUGACGUGUGUUCCACUCAUCUGACCCAGCUGAAACAGGAAGCAGUCCACAUGGUGCUGACCUUGGACCAGUGGGACCUGUCCCCCAGCUCGCCCCCCACCCUGCCCAGCCGCAGUGGCCCUCCCCAGGGCCCUGCAGCACCACGGGACUGGGCCUACCUCCUCCCAGCCUCAGCAGCCUACCCCCAUCCACACCCACACCACCCUACCAUGCCUCCGUCCUCCUCUAGUGCAUCAUCCUCAAGCCCCAGCCACACUGCCUCCAACCCCUGCCAAGGUGCAGCAUCUGUGGGGCAAACCUCUGCCCAGGCAGCCUCUUCAGCUCUAGCCCCAGCCCCCUCAUCGCCAGCUCCAUCCUCUGUGCAUCAGGGAGGAUACCCCCGCCAUGGGUCCAAGCCCAGCUCCCUCGGGGUCGGCUUGGGGGUUGAGAGAAGGAACGUCUCUCCGGCACACAGCAGUAAAGCCAGCGGUGCUCAGCCGGCCCAGCCACCCCACAGCCCCAGUAAUAACGGUUCUGGUAGCAGAGCGUUACUGAGCACGGCAGCCCUGCAGGCUCACCAGUACAUGUCUCGCAGCAAUGGAGGAGGAGUCACACUCUACCCCUACCAGAUCUCGCAGAUGAUAUCAGAGGGGUGUAGAGAGGGUCUGACGGAGGAGGCUCUGAAUGACUACAAUGCUGAUCUCCCCGCCCCCUCACCCUCCCAGGUCCCUCCCACUUUGCAGGUUACCACGGCAACCCCAACCACCACCUCUGCCGCUGCAUCGUUCUUCGCCAGAGCUGCCCAGAAGUUGAACCUGUCUUCUAAGAAGAAGAAGCAGUGCCCAGCGCCCCCCCCAGUGGUGUGUGACCCCCCUCUGUUCCCCACCAACUUCAGUGGGACCCUGCAGACCACCCCUCCCCCUGCCCCCCCCUGUCUGCUACGGGCUGCCAGCAAGAUCAAAGACACCCCCGGACUGGGCAAGGUGAAGGUGAUGGUUCGUGUGUGUCCUGUGACUUCCUCAGACGCAGCAGAGUCCAGCUCCUUCCUCAAAGUGGACACCAGGAAGAAGCAAGUGACCAUCAUGGAGCCCUCAGCCAACCAGACAAAAGGGAACACCCCCCAGAAACGAGGAGGAGCCAAUCAGGUCCCGCCUAAGAUGUUUGCCUUUGACGCUGCUUUCUCCCAUGAUGCAUCACAGGCGGAGGUGUGUGCUGGUACUGUAGCUGAGGUAAUUCAGUCUGUGGUGAAUGGAGCCGACGGCUGCGUCUUCUGUUUUGGCCACUCUAAACUGGGUAAAUCCUACACCAUGAUAGGUGGUGACGAGUCCAUGCAGACCCUGGGGAUCAUCCCCUGUGCCAUCUCCUGGCUCUUCAAACUCAUCAACGAGAGGAAGGAGAAGACAGGAGCACGUUUCUCUGUCCGUGUCUCCGCCGUAGAGGUGUGGGGUAAAGAGGAGAACCUGAAGGACUUGCUAUCUGAAGUGGCUACAGGCAGUUUGCAGGACAGCCAGUCCCCUGGAGUCUACCUCUGCGAGGACCCCAUCUGUGGCAUGCAGCUCCAGAACCAGAGUGAGCUGCGAGCCCCCACAUCAGAGAAAGCAGCCUUCUUCCUGGAUGCAGCCAUAGCAGCUCGCUAUAGCAACAGAGCUGACUCCGACCCGGAGGAGCAUCUCAACUCACACAUGCUGUUCACACUGCACAUCUACCAGUACCGCAUGGAGAAGACUGGCAAGGGAGGGAUGUCAGGAGGGCGCAGUAGACUCCACCUGAUAGACCUGGGCAGCUGUGUGAAGGUGCUGGGAGGAGGGAAGGGGAGGGACAGCAGUGGUAGUAGCAGCACCACAGCAGCAGGGCUGUGUCUGUCUCUGUCUGCCCUGGGGAACGUCAUCCUGGCUCUGGUCAACGGCAGCAAACACAUCCCUUACAAGGACAGUAAGCUGUCCAUGCUACUGAGAGAGUCGCUGGGCAACAUGAACUGCCGGACUACCAUGAUCGCACACAUCUCCUCGUCGCCUAGCAACUUCUCUGACACGCUCUCCACGAUCCAGAUCGCCUCGCGCCUCCUCCGCAUGAAGAAGAAGAAGACCAAAGUCAGCAUGCAAUACACGUCCAGUUCGUCAGGGGGUGAGAGUUCGUGUGAGGAGGGGCGUAUGCGUCGCCCCACUCACCUGAGACCGUUCCACUCCCGUAGCUCUGCAGACUCAGACCUGCCCCUGCUGCACCUCUCCAGCGACCCAGACAACUACUCCAGCAGCGAGCAGUCCUGUGACACUGUCAUCUAUGUGGGUCCCAAUGGGGGUGCCAUCUCGGACCGCGAGCUGACCGACAAUGAGGGCCCGCCAGAGUUCGUCCCUGUCAUCCCUGUUUUGCCGACUACGCCACCUCUGCAGCAGCAGCAGACAGUACUCCCCCAGGCUCAGCUUGUCCCUACACAGACACACACCCAGCCCACUACCGAGCCCCUCAACGCCCCCAACCAGCCCCCACUCCCCCUUCUCCAGCCCCCAUUCCCUCUCCUCCAGCCCCCGCUCCCCCUCCUCCAGCCCCCAUUCCCUCUCCUCCAGCCCCCAUUCCCUCUCCUCCAGCCCCUGGGUCAUCCCCUGCCCCUGCCAGAGGAAGGGGCGGAGUGCCUGAAGUGCAACACCUUCGCUGAGCUGCAGGAGCGUCUGGGGUGUAUCGACGGGAGCGAGGAGGUGGCAAAGUUCCCCUUCGAGGAGGUGCCGGCUAACAGGGGGGCUAAGCCCGACACCCUGGUUCCCCCAGGGUAUGAGAUGGGGCGUAAAGGAGGGGUGGUGGAGGAGGUAGAGCCCCUCAGGAGGAUGUCCAACGACCAGCAGCUCCAGGAGAUCAGGGAGGUGGUGGAGGAGGCAGAACUGGCCCAGACCAUGAUAGAGAGUCUGAGCCUGACCGGCAGCUGCAGUGUGACGGGAAGCAGUGGAGCAGGACAUACCAACACCAACCCUCUACAGAGGGCCAAGAGUGCCAGCCUCCAUGACAGUCGUGAGUCUCUGAGCGCGGGCAGUAGCAGUGAUGGUAAGCCCCGCCCCCUGGGCUCUCCUCGGCUGGGCAUCGCAUCUCUUACCAAGACCUCUGACUACCGACCUCCCUCCUCACCCUCACAGCGCUGCAAGGUCUACACCCAGAAGGGUGUGAUGCCGGGAACGCCCCCUCUGUCCUGCCAGAGUCUGUCUACUGCAGACAGUCUGACUGCAGACAGUGUGAGGUCCUCUACAGAGUCCCUGCUGCAGCCGGUGUCCCUGUCCAGAACCUCCCCCGCGGGGAUGAGUCCCCGGGACCUCAAACGAACCAACUCCUCGUCUGCUAGCCUGGGGUCGGCUGAGACACUGUGUGAUGAGAAUGUUCCUCAGAUUCCUCUGGAUGGACGCAGGGAUACCCCAACUCCAGCCCCCAACCCUAGCUCUCUGGGGGAAGACGAGCUGGUGUUUACACUGGGGUGUAAGGAGGGGCUGGAGGUCCGGGGCCUGCUGGAGGGUGGCAGCCGUCCCACCAGCAUCAUUAGCUUCAGCAGCGACUGUUCCGUCACUGCACUGGACUCGGGGUCCCGCCCUAUCUCCAUCAACAGCAGCAUCAUCGAGGACCUGGAGCACUAUGGAAUCAACACUACUGUCAUUGCUACGACCACCAGGGUGAUCCCCAUAACAACCGCCUCCGUCGCCGGAGUGAUCGCCAUGGCGGAGGUCAGCAUGGCAAAGCUUUGUGUGGAAGGAGAGGCGAUGGCGGCGGUGCCUAGCCGACGGUCAUCCAUCUCAUCGUGGCUCAGUGACCUGAGUGUUGUUAGCGACGGAGAUCAGUCUCUGCACAGCUUCAGCCAGUCCCAUGGACACGGGGAGGCUCUGGCCGAACCAGACCCCACACCGGUCCCUCUCUGUGGGGAAAAGGAGCAGGGCGAGGCGUCCCUGGGUUAUGGAGGAAGGGAGACUCCUGAGAGCGAAGUAGCAUUGUCUGAAGACGUAAAGGGGAGGGAGACUAAAGAGAGGCUGAAGAGACUGCCCCCCUCCCUCAGUAAGACCACCAUCUCCCUCUCUGACAUGCAGACCCUGGGGGCCUCCAGCAACUUCCUCCCCUUCAGGACCAACAUUACAGUCCACCCCUGUGUGGCCGUCAAACCCAUGGUCAUACUCUCCUCCCUUACCAAGACUCACCUGCUGCCCAAGGACCCAGCCAAGACUGCCUCAGCCCUGGUCCUGGCCUCCAUGUCCAGCGAGCUCAGCUCCGAUGACCCCUGGAUGAAGAGAGACAGAGUGGACGUGAGGCCCAAGGAGCUGGUGUGUGAGGUGAAGCCAGAGAAGUGGGUGGUGGACCCACCAGUCAAGACAGACCCAGCUAAGAGCAGCCAGGCCUGGCCCCAGGGUGACAGGGCCAGCAGGGUGGACAGUGGCUAUGGAGGGGACCGUCACAGCUCCAGCAGCGGGGAGGCCAUCUCCUCUCCAGACUCCUGUAAGAGGGUAGUGGACGGCUCUGAGAUGGUGCUGGUCAGUUCUGGGGAGUGUCUGGUGACUCCUGUCUACUCUGCCGACAUUCUGCGCACCGCCAGUCUGCCCCGUGGCUGGCACCGGCUCAACCGCCACGACGGCCUGGAUGAGGACCCACUCCGCUACGACGCUAACGGAGGGGGGGGGGAGUACCGAGGUCUGGGGGUCACCUCUUCCACCCCCUGUAGUCCCAGGGCGACCCUGGACCGAAGUGGGUAUUCCGGGAAACAUGGCCUGUUUUCCCGCCAGAAAGGUAUACCACCGCUGCCACCAGUACGCAAGUCCAGUCUGGACCAGAAGAACAGGGCAGAAGGCCCCCUCAGCCCCAUGCACGCAGCCAGCCAUGGCCUCUCCUUCUUGAGGAGUACCCCGGAGGACCUGGGCAUGCCUGGUGGAGGGAAACACAAGGGGUGCAAUGUGGAGAGCAGCAGGUUAUUCAGUGCUAAACUAGAGCAACUGGCUAACAGAACCAACUCUCUGGGUCGGUCCCAUGGAGGUCACAGCUCUCAUGGCCCCCACUACGACUGCCUCUCUUUGGAGAGGGGGGAGGUCCUCAGCUCCUUGGGCUGGAAGGUGUCAACCGGAGGGGGGAGGGGGGACUGCACCAUGCCCCGUACCGGACGCAGCCUCACCCGUGGCGGCUCAUUGUCAUCCUCCUCCCCUAAUGGGAACGGUUUCGGUAACAGCCCUGGCAGCGCUCCCCAGUCACCCAAGUCGAGCCAGUCCAAGAUCUCAGCGGUCAGCAAGCUCCUGAUGGCCAGCCCUAAGGCCCGCAGCCUGUCGGCCUCCAGCACCAAGAAGCUCAGCUUCUCCACCAAGUCUCUGCCCCAGUCUGUCAACCGCAGCUCCAGUCUUCCUCCCAACGGAAAGCCCCAGGCCCAGGGUCAGACCUCCAUCCAGGGUCAGGGACAGAACCAGGCACCCAGCUCUGGCUCCUGGUCCACCCAGUCUCUGAGUCGCAACCGAGGGGGAGGCCUGGCCGCCAAGCUGCCACUGAGAGCCGUCAACGGACGCAUCUCUGAGCUGCUCCAGGGCAGCGGAGGCUCUCGAUCCGCUGGUCACAACCGAGGAGGAGGCUCCGAGGCUGGGGAGGAGAGGGGCGCUGGAGGGGGUGGAGGUGGUGUCGGGGCACAGGGAGAGGAAGGACCCAUGGUAGUCCACACCCUCCCGUCUCCCUACAGUAAGAUCACAGCGCCCAGGCAGCCGCAUCGCUGCAGCAGUGGUCAUGCCAGUGACAACAGUAGUGUUCUGAGUGGAGAGCUGCCCCCGGCCAUGGGGAAGACAGCCCUGUUCUACCACAGCGGGGGCAGCAGUGGCUACGAGAGCAUGUUGAGGGACAGCGAGGCCACAGGAAGCACCUCCUCUGCCCAGGACUCUCUGAGCGAACACAGCUCAGCCACCAGCAGCAGCCGCCGCAGCCUCAAGAACAACAAGAAGAAGAACAACAGCACAGGUACCCAGCGUCGUCGUCUGAUUCCCAGCCUGACCCCGGACUUGUCCUCUCCGGUCAGGAAGCCUGCCAUCAGCCCAGGUGUACGCUGGGUAGACGGGCCGCUACGCCCCGCCCCCAGGGGAACCACAGAACCCUUCGAAAUAAAGGUCUACGAGAUAGACGACGUGGAGCGCAUGCAGAGGAGAGAGAGAGGCAACAAGGAGGUGGUUCAUGUCAGUGCUCAGCUGAAGAUCCUGGGAAACAGGCAGCAGCAGAUAUCUGAGGUCCGAGCCAAGUACGACUGGCUGAAGAAAGAGCUGGAACAGACCAAGCAGCAUCUGAUGCUGGAGCCCGAGAAAUGGACCACUGAAUUUGACCUGCAGCAGACGUUUGAGGUGGACUCUCUGGAGUACCUGGAGGCUCUAGAGGUGAUGACAGACAGACUGGAGACCAGGGUCAACUUCUGCAAGGCUCACCUCAUGAUGGUCACCUGCUUCGACGUCACCUGCCGACGCAGGUAGAACGAAGAACGGCCAGGCGGACCACACCUCCUCUAGGACUCAUGGGAAGUGGAGACAACACAACAGGAAGAGAGAGGGAUGGAGCAGAGAGAGUGAUUUCCCUGAGGAGGUGCAGAGGCAGACAAAGGCAUCCGGAGACUAAAGAGGAAUAUUUUUUUAAUUAGCGGGGAAGGGAGCGGGAGAAGAGGAGGAGGAAGAAGAAAAGGAGGAGGAGAGAGAGUGUUUUAAAGAAGGAGUAAAUCUGCCACGGACAGGAAGAUCACUUUUGCAGAGCAGUUGUUGGAGUUUGUAAAUAAAGUUUUGCUUGCUUUGAAUAAGGCCUGGCUGCCGGAUGGCUAUUAGUCACGUAGGGAAACAAAGAGAAAAGAAUGACAGAAAGGACAGACAACCAACCAUGUGUGAGAGAGACAAGUGCCUUGUGAACACUGACAUCUGAAACAUUUCUCCUGUAUUUGUGUACAAAUGGUGCUCGCUGAAAAAAAUGAUAGAUCUUCAAAGUCAAAAUCACAUGAAAAAAGUUUCUCUGUUUCCUCUCCCUGCCCAGCUGUUCUCAGUGGUUUGUACUUAUAUAGUUCUACACUAGUUAUGAUGCAACAUAUGAACUGUUGCGUGUUCGUUUUUUCUACGUGUUUUUUUAAUUCUCUGAAGAAAGUGGGACCACACGAAGUGCUUUAGGGGAUGCUAUAUACAGGUGGAGGAUCUUCAUUUGAGACAGUUUUCUACAGCAGGAAAAUAAUCCUGCAGCCACAGGAAAUGUGAAUUAUUAUGUGGAUUAAAAUUAACAGACACUUUUGUAGGGGUUGAUUACAUUUUGUUCGUAAGGGAAAAUCAAGUCCGACAUUUCUAAGGAUAAAUUACAAACUUCAGAAGCCUUUUAAACUUAAAAUACACUACAUUUAAAAUGUCCUGCAUUGCAGGAAAGUUGUCCUGCAACAGGGUGAUCAAAUAAAGAUCCUCCAUCUGUAAGGACAGACAAUGUGAAUGGUGGUGGUGAAAUGCUAAGCCAAAACAUGGUUUCUGUUAUGGACCAUUGAUUUCCUUGUCACCACUCGGGCUAUGGUUUUGGUACCCGAAGUAUGCAGUUGUGGGUUCAGGCCUACCGACACCAAUCCCCCUUCCGACUAACACCUUGACCAGACCGUCCACAUUGCAUUCGUGAAUGUUGCAAAAUAAAUGGUCACACUUUAUUUGGAUCGUUUGGAUAGCAUCUGUAGAUGCUCUACUAUGAUGUCAUACUAUCAACAAACUAGCUGUUGAUAAGAAACUGUUUGCUGAGGUUACGGUUACACAUAUAUGUUAUUCAAUCGUUUCAUCCAAACUGCUCGCGCACGUGAAUGAGCGUCUGCAUAUGUAAAAUAGAACUUUAUUUGAAAAGCUCGAAAAGAUUCAUGUUCCGCCUCUCUCAUCUACUCAUUGGUUUUCACAAGCAUACAAUCACCAUGUGGGUGAUUGAAAGAUGAGAGGAGAGAUUCAUCAAAGAUAACUUAACUAAAAACUAACGAGGUUUCCCCUUUUAUCUGGGAAUUAAUCGUCAGAGUAGAGAAACACACAAUUCGACAAAGACCCAGGAAUAAAAUAUUUUAAUUAACCUGGUGUGUCAUGAUCUCGUCUGGUGGGGACAGACAAAAUCAACAUGCGCACGUUGGCAUGCGCAGAGCCGGUUUGGUUUAAGGUGUGAAGAUGAUCAAGAGGUACAGAGAGACGUCAACUAGAAGGGAGGAGAGAUGGAUGGAGGAGAAAAUGCUAGAGGAAAUAUGGGUGUAGCUAUGUGAUGAAUGGGUUAAAGUGAAGCUGGCCUACAGUAUUCUAUAGGUCUAAGGCUGCGUUCACGCUGAUCUGAUCCGUUUUACACUAAUUGGUCAUUUGACCAAUCACAUCAGAUCUUUUUCCGAGCUGAAACCGAUAGGUCAAAAGACCAAUUAGGUUAAAAAAAAUGAAAAAGAUCAGAAUUGGACUGCCUGUGUAAACACAGAUGGAUGUCUGAGCUAAAUAUGAGCGUAGAGGAAAACCUCCAUUCACUCUGCUUGGUGCCACUGUCAUGGUGCAUUCACUUUGGGAAUAUUUUGUAAAUAUAUAUAUAUAUAUAUGGUGCUUGAGACCAUUUCCAAUCUAAAUGUUUGUAUAACUAUAUGCAUAUAGCCUGUUUCCUAAAAUAACUUUAAGACACAAAUGCUUCUUCUUCAUCAUCUUAUCAUCAUCCUAUUGUAUUAUGUACAGUGUUCUUGGGUGUUUUGAAUGGUGUUUAUUUAAGUGGUAAUGCCAGAGAAGCCGGUGUCUGGAAGAUAUACUCUGAUAUACUCUGUCAGAUGGAACAGGGUAAAAAGGCAUUUUAACGUCAUAGAUUUAGCCAGUGGUAACUUGUAGAAUGGACACCGACUGGAAUGUGGUUUUAACCAAUCAGCAUUCAGGAUUAGACCCACCCGUUGUAUUAACAUGAAAUGUAUCAUUUGUAUUAUUCUUAUUAUCAUCCUCAUGCCCUUUACCCUUUGACCUCUCCCCUCUGUUAUGGUCAUGAAUGAAGGAUCUUGUUAAUUUAACUCAAGACGUGCUGGAACAGAAAGUUGCUUAUAUUGUAUCAUUUAUUAUCCACACACCUUCUGGUCUGCAAAGUUACUAUGCAUUUAAAAAAUAGACAGAAAAUAAUUGUACAUAUGCUGAGCCCAUUUCAUAUAGAGGUAUAUUCCAACAUAGACACUUAACAUUUUUAUUUUAGUUAUUUAAUUUUUCCUGCUCUGUUUUUGUUUGCAACUGUUACGUCCUCCUUUGAGAUGGGAAGCAUCUGUUUGAUUGAUGGGAGUAGGAAGAAGAUGUCCCUGGAGGCUGAUCUAAGGUCAGUUCUGUACCCUCUAAUGGUUAAUGAUUAGGACUCAGGGUGGGUAAUCUGGUCCUAGAUCUGUUCCUAACUUCAACCUGGAGCCUGUUGAUGAUGGUACUCUCCAGGGUCACAUUCAGGAUGGUGGAAUGUUUCAAAACCUGCACAUAUAAAUGUAUCAUGUUGAACAGAUUGUCUGUUUUGUAUAACAGGGAAUUGAGUCCACUCUCUUCGCUGCAUUUCUAACAAUCAAACGUCUCACCUUCCUGAAUACACCCUGGGCAACCCAUGGAAACGUCUCACUCCGGUGUCAAAUCAAAUGUAUUUAUAUAGCCCUUCUUACAUCAGCUGAUAUCUCAAAGUGCUGUACAGAAACCCAGCCUAAAACCCCAAACAGCAAGCAAUGCAGGUGUAGAAGCACGGUGUCGUGGUGUCUUGGUUGUCAGGGGGUCUGAUAUGUUGUAGAGAGAUCUAUUUCUCUGGCUGUACAGUCUGUGGGGAGUGGGAGAGGUACUGUAGCUAGCAGGGUUGGCCUCAUCAGUCAAUUUUAGGAAGGGAAAUGAUAUUCAGCCAAAACAUCUCCUGAAAAGAGUGAAUAGAAAUGGGAUGGACCUGUAGUCCAUCCCAUGCUUGCUAGGCUUUACUGUGCGGUGGCUGGGCAGGGUGUGUGUGCUUUCAGGAGGCACAAACAGGGGGAAAUAAACCCUUUUGAAAUGGGAAACUAACAUAGUUGGACCAAAAACAUUUCCUCCUAAUUGUGCCUGCUCAAUCUGACCCAUGUCUGUGUGUAACUCCAUCAUCAGAAGCACUUCUGAUGGACAAACGGACUGAGAAUCUGACGGUGACAAGGAUUGCUGUAAAUAAAGGAUUGUA